Diversispora eburnea is the source of this 699-nucleotide messenger RNA. Lineage: Eukaryota; Fungi; Glomeromycota; Glomeromycetes; Diversisporales; Diversisporaceae. The record is from the annotation of a GenBank genome assembly.
AUGCAUAACGAAAGCAUUAUUAAUUAUUUGAUCUCUCCGAUUGACGACACUUUUCAAUUCCGACUUUCUUUUGAUUCUGGGACGUCUCUUCAUCGUGAACAAGACAUAACUGGAACUACAUCAUCUCUUAUUAAUGAACAAGAUAUAGCAACUACGUCCUCCAUUAUUCACGAACAAGAAAUCCAAAUUGAAUCCAGUACAUUUUCUAAUUCACAUGCAAAAAGUAAAGUUUGGAAUUAUUUUACUAAGCCAUAUGGUCCAUCCCAAAGUCGUAAAACAAAGUGUCAUGAAUGUGGAAAUGAAUUUUCAUAUUAUGGUUCAACUUCUUCAUUAAAAUACCAUUUGGUUCAUAGACAUAAAAUUGACAUGUCUACGAAUUUAAGUCACGUGAAAAGACAUUCGCGACAAAUUCCAAGUCGACGAUCAAAUUUUUUUCCUUAUUCUGAGCCAUCUUUUCUUUCUGAGGGCAAAAAUAGUUUAUUACAAUCUAGUCCAAUUUCUCUUGCAAAUAAGAAAAGUAAGGUUUGGGAAUAUUUUACCAUGCCAUAUGGUUCAUUCAAUGAUAAAAAUUGCAAAACAAAAUGUCUUAAAUGUGAAAUGGAAUUUUCAUAUAAUGGUUCACCUUCUUCUUUGAAAUAUCACUUAAUUCAAAAGCAUAAUAUUGAUAUUUUUACUAAUUCAGACUUAAUAGAACUAUAG